AUGUCUGCCGAAUACCAAGGACAGGACCCCAUCAAGAUCGCUGAGCAGAGCGAACGCGAAUUGAACUCCCACGUCGCCAAGCACGGCCACAACGCUGAUAUCUCCUCCAACCACGGUCACGGUGCCAGUGACAGCAUUGGACACUCGNCCCUCGAGUCUGGUGUCGACGAGGCUGGAGCGAGUAGAUUCCCUGGCGGCAGUGUCUCUGUCGGUGGCCAAGGUGCCAGCAACAACAGACCCAUCCCCGAGAGCGAGGGUGGUGACAUCAACCCCUCCACCGGCAAGCUCUACAAGGCUGGCGAGUUCGAGGGUGCCGGAGGUCCCGAGACCAAGGCCCAGAUCCACCGCGAGAACGACGGCGGUGACGACGAUGUCCGCUCCAACGUUCGCAACUAA
Messenger RNA from Aureobasidium vineae, 396 nucleotides. NCBI's taxonomy places the organism in Eukaryota, Fungi, Ascomycota, Dothideomycetes, Dothideales, Saccotheciaceae. The record is from the annotation of a GenBank genome assembly.